AUGUCGGGAUUUGAAAUUGUUGGUAUAAUUGCAGGCGCCAGCCAACUUGUUGACCUUGGGACCCGCUUAUCAUGCAAGCUCGUUCGCUGCUAUUUGGGGGCUAAAUCCUCAGAUACCUAUCUUCAGCAUCUUGCAAAUGACGUCGCUUUAACAUCUAGUAUACUCGCCGACUUGAAAGAAAAUUUCGGAGACAGCGAACAUGCUCAACUAUAUUCCCCCAUGGCACUCAAGGCAGCAGAAGAGACUGUUGCUGAGUGUACAGCUGUAUUUAAAGAAAUUGAGAGAAAAAGUGACCACGCGGGUUUGAAACACAAAAUGACCCGGUGGCAGAGAGCAAAAAGAGGAUUCAGCAUCAUGAGACAAGAGUCGGAUUUGAGUGCCCUCGGUAACAGGCUACAUGACCUGAAGUUAAAUAUGAUCCUCUUAGUUCAGACGUCCAUAUCUGCCGCACAACACAGACGAGCUGUGCUAGACGAAAUGGAAAGCAGCAAGGCAGGAUUCAACUCCCCGGGUUUAAAUCUUCAAUCAUCGCAAGCUGGUAGAUCGGCCGAGGCCUCGGGGUUAAAGGGCCGUUUACCGUUCAAGCUUCGAAGCUACUAUGACUUGAUGAAAGGUAUAUUGGAAGCUAUCGACAGCGCAAGGGAUUUACGGGACCGAGCCCGUCAACACCGGCUGCGUAAUGGAGUUUUGAAAAUCCAUGCUAUUGAAGCCAAAUUGUUUCGGCAGAAGUAUGGAAUCUGGACCAGGAAAGUUUUUGCCGGUCAUCUUUUCCAAAGGAAACGAAAGCGGAUGGGGACAAAGUGUCUAAGGGCUGUCAGAGUGGUUCAUCAUCUUGAUGCAAUUGGACCUAUUGAGGCGCGCGACAGUACUUACAGCUCAGAUAUAGAGGAACCUCCCGAAACAGCGGAUAUAGCUUUGAGUGGAGUGGAACGCUUACUACUAGAGUGGACAACAUUGACAUUGGAGGAAAUACAGCAGAAACAGAGCUUGGAUUAG
This is a messenger RNA of Coccidioides posadasii C735 delta SOWgp, 996 nucleotides long. The record is from RefSeq and is a predicted model, not a curated record. Lineage: Eukaryota; Fungi; Ascomycota; Eurotiomycetes; Onygenales; Onygenaceae.